AUUAAAACAAACUUAAGAUAUUAAUAUAUAUAUGAAUAUAUAUAUAUAUAUAUAGCAUCUUGAGUGUAGAACAUGGUUGUAAAAAAAACGCCGGCAUAAGGUACUGUAAACUGAAAUGCACUUGCUCAAUGAUUUUGUAUGUCAUUAAAUAUUUAAUUUUCCAGCUUGUACGUAUGGAUGCAUAAAUUAACCUAUCCUGAAUAUUGUCUGUAUGAAUGUAUAGAUUAAUCUAUCCUGCUUAUUGUCUGCGUUAAUCUAACUGCACGUUGUCUGUAUGAAUGUAUAAAUUAACCUAUCCUGAAUAUUGCCUGUAUGAAUGUAUAGAUUAAUCUAUCCUGCUUAUUGUCUGCAUUAAUCUAACUGCACGUUGUCUGUAUGAAUGUAUAAAUUAAUCUAUCUUGUAUAUUGCCUCUAUGAAUAUAUGAAUUACUUUAAUUGCAUAUUGUUUGUAUGAAUUAAUCUAUCUUGCAUAUUGUCUCUAUGAAUAUAUGAAUUACUUUAACUGCAUAUUGUUUGUUUGAAUGUAUGAAUUAAUCUGUCUUGCAUAUUGUCUCUAUGAAUUAACCUAUCCUGCAUACUGUCUCUAUGAACAUAUAAAUUAAUCUAACUGCAUACUGUCUCUAUGAACAUAUAAAUUAAUCUAACUGCAUAUUGCCUGUAUGAAUGUAUAAAUUAAUCUGUCCCCUAUAUUGUUUAUAUGAAUUUACAGACUAAUAUAUCCUGCAAAAUGUAUGCAUGAAUAUAUAUAAAUUAAUCUAACUGCAUGUUGUCUAUAUGAAUGUAGGAAUUAACCUAUCCUGCAAGUCACGAUAUGAGAACUUUAAUUUUAACAACUUAUUAUAUCUUAUUUCUGAGGCGGGUGAUAAUUUUAUCAGAAAAAGAAAUGAAACUGCAAACUCCGCUGUUUUUCCUCGUCCCAUUUAUUGUAACAGUUGGAGUUGUUUUUGCUUCCGACUAUCGAACAAAACGAGAUGUCCAAUCUGAUUUUCCAGGCUUUGAUUGGCUGCAAUCGUUUACUCCACUUGGAAGAGGAUUUUCUUUUACUAUUCAAAUACCAGAUUUUCAAGCCUACAGCACACAACUAUUGAGAAGUAUACAAGGUGUUCUGCAGAAUAUUCAAUCCACCUUAGAAAGUGAAGUCAGAAGCUAUCCGGAUGGAACCACAUCAGACGUAUUUUUCGUCGACGGCAUGAGAUGUAAUGUGAAAAGAUCUGUUAGGAGAAGCAGAGAAGGAGAAGCUUUUGCAUUUGCCAGUGGGUACAGUUGUGUGCCAACAUAAGCAGAAAGGG
Molecule: messenger RNA, 1289 nt
Organism: Limulus polyphemus (Atlantic horseshoe crab)
Lineage: Eukaryota; Metazoa; Arthropoda; Merostomata; Xiphosura; Limulidae
Exons: 3
Coding region: 812-1279 (155 amino acids)
Source: RefSeq, a predicted model, not a curated record